This is a messenger RNA of Myotis lucifugus (little brown bat), 2288 nucleotides long. It is a transcript of the gene SDR9C7, whose product is annotated as short chain dehydrogenase/reductase family 9C member 7. Gene Ontology annotation, molecular function: oxidoreductase activity. The record is from RefSeq and is a predicted model, not a curated record. NCBI's taxonomy places the organism in Eukaryota, Metazoa, Chordata, Mammalia, Chiroptera, Vespertilionidae.
AUGGCGGCUCUCACGGACCUCUCCUUUAUGUACCGCUGGUUCAAGAACUGCAAUCUUGUCCGCAACCUCUCAGACAAGUAUGUCUUCAUCACAGGCUGUGACUCCGGCUUCGGGUACCAACUGGCCAAACAGCUGGUUGACCGAGGCAUGCGGGUGCUGGCUGCUUGUCUCACUGAGGAGGGGGCCCGGAAGCUUCAACAAGACACCUCCUAUCGGCUGCAGACCAUCCUCUUGGAUGUCACCAAGAGUGAGAGCGUUCAGGCGGCGGCCCACUGGGUGAGGGACCAAGUGGGCGAGCAAGGCCUCUGGGCCCUGGUGAACAAUGCUGGUGUGGGCGUGCCCAGUGGUCCCAAUGAAUGGCUGACCAAAGAGGACUUUGUGAAGGUGAUCAAUGUGAACCUGGUGGGACUAAUUGACGUGACCCUCCACAUGCUGCCCAUGGUCAAGAAAGCCCGCGGCAGGGUCGUCAACAUGUCCAGCUCUGGUGGUCGUGUAGCUGUCAUUGGCGGUGGCUACUGUGUCUCCAAGUUUGGUGUCGAGGCCUUCUCUGACAGCAUCAGGCGUGAGCUCCACUACUUUGGGGUGAAAGUCAGCAUCAUUGAGCCAGGGAACUAUCGGACAUCUAUUCUGGGCCAGCAAAGCAUGGAGUCGCGCUUGCGGAAGAUGUGGAAUCGGAUGCCUCAAGAGACCCGGGAUAGCUACGGAGAGGAGUACUUCCAAAUCUAUUCUGACAAGCUAACAAACAUGAUGAAGUUGGCAGAGCCAAGAAUCAGAGAUGUCAUCAACAGCUUGGAACACGCCAUUGUUUCCCGGAGCCCCCGCAUCCGCUACAACCCCGGCCUGGAUGCCAAACUCCUCUACCUCCCCUUGGCUAAGUUGCCCACCCCUGUGACAGAUUUCAUCCUGAGCCGGUACCUUCCAAGGCCAGCAGACAGUGUCUGAGCCAGGAAAGCCCAAGGAGUGGUCAUUGGAGUGUAGAGGAGGGGCCUGGGAGAAGGAACUAUGGGGUCACAAGAGGUGGCAUCAGACAUUCUGGGGGCACUUUGCUUGUCUGACACCCAUUGCUGGUGAAUUUAUGGGUAAUUUCUAACAGAAGAUGAAUCCUCUUCCCACUCAUUGGGGCAACACAGAGACCUGAGGCGCCUUUGUAAGUUCAAAGACCCUCAGCAUGGUCCCAAGAACCUCUGUCACCUGGUCAGUAUAUAGCUUUUUCUGGACAUGGAAAAAUCAAGGCGAGGAUAACUAGCUCUUGCUGCAUCACAAACCUCCCUCAGUUGUCACUGCCACUGAGAAAUAUUGUGGCAUAAUCCAGCCCACAGGAGAAUCUCAACCACUUUCUUACUGGGUUUUUUAAUAUGCAUUAACCUUUCACAUAACCCAUUAUUUAAAGAAUGUAGUAAGGCAGACAAGAUUAAUAAUAGGGACUACAAGAUUUACCAGGCAAAGUUUAUAAUAUUUUCUCUCUUUUAAGUUCCUCUAUCCAUAGGUGAUUGGGAUCCACAUGAAAUAAUAUUCAUUUAUUUAAUCAGCAUUAAUUAAUUCUUUAAAUAUUUAUUGAGUGCCUACUACAUACCAGGCGUUGUGUAGUUGCUGGAAGGUUAUACAAUGAUUAAAUCAUGGUCUUGAUUUAUUUUGUGGUUUUGUUUUUGUUUUUUACCAGUGUCUAAUAGCAAAGAUGGGACAAAUGGUGAUAAAAGAAAACAUAAAUAAGAAAAUCACCUAAUUCAGUGGUUCCCAAACUUGGCUGUAUGUCAUAAUCUCCUGGCUAAUUAAAAUUACAGAUUCCUAGGCCUCAAUGUUAGAAAAUAUUAUUCCGUAGACUUGGGAUGGGGCCCAGAAAUCUGCAUUUGUAAUAAGAACCUAGACGGUUCUGAUGCACCUAGACACGUGGAAACUGUUGGUGGUCAAGAGAAGGCAUUAACGUUCAGAGGAGGACAUGCCCUAUUCAAAGCACCCCCAGCACAGUGACCAAGGCAGAACUCAGGUGUUCAGAUCCCCAGGUUAGGGUUUCAGUUAUAGGAGAAUACAUGUCUGAAAUUAGUAACAUUGUGAAAUAAGUCAUGGAACUAAUUUUAAAAAAAUAUACCUUAAAUUUCUGAGCCAUAUGACAUUCUAUUGAAAAAUACUUUUUUAUCUUGAGGAAUGGUCAUGUAAUAAAGGUAAAUGUGAAAAAUUUUUAUUAAAAUGUCUUUGUGUCGCCCUAACCGGUUUGGCUCAGUGGAUAGAGCGUCGGCCUGCAGACUCAAGGGUCCCAGGUUUGAUUCCGGUCAAGGGCAUGUACCUUGGUU